This is a messenger RNA of Perkinsus marinus ATCC 50983, 189 nucleotides long. RefSeq lists its product as hypothetical. The record is from RefSeq and is a predicted model, not a curated record. The transcript has a single exon. NCBI's taxonomy places the organism in Eukaryota, Perkinsozoa, Perkinsida, Perkinsidae. The annotation marks the transcript as partial.
AUGGUCCGCCUCUUUAAGAAGAGUAACGAGGAGAGCAGCUCCUCAGCGACUGAGAAUAACAGCAAUGGAAAGGAGUCCUGGUCGACUAAGAUGAAGUCGGCCUUCUGUUGUGGCGGCUCAAGCCACGCUGUAAAGGACCCUAAGCUGAUACAGCAUUCGCAAAGUAGACGAUCGAGAGGUUCUAUUGAG